Messenger RNA from Sugiyamaella lignohabitans, 438 nucleotides. RefSeq lists its product as uncharacterized. The record is from RefSeq and is a predicted model, not a curated record. NCBI's taxonomy places the organism in Eukaryota, Fungi, Ascomycota, Dipodascomycetes, Dipodascales, Trichomonascaceae. The transcript has a single exon. Bases 1 to 438 code for a protein of 145 amino acids.
AUGAACUCACUACCACUAACAGAGAAAAAGGGAACUCCUGCUUCUCCAGCUGUAGCUUUGGCAAUCAGAGUUUUACCGGUACCGGGAGCUCCAGAAAGAAUAGCUCCACGAGGAAUCUUAGCACCUAAAGCUUCAUAUUUCUUAGGAUCCUUCAAAAACUUGACAAAUUCCAGAAUCUCCUCUUUAGCCUCGUCCAUUCCAGCCACAUCUUCAAACUUGACCUUGACAUCUGUCAUGGAGUUGUAUAAAUGGGCUCUACUCUGGCCCAUGCCGAAUAUACCACCCCCGGGUCCACCAACACCACCAGCUUUAGCUCCUCCCAUAGCACGUCUAUUCAUCCAUAAUAGAAAUCCUAAUAACAAGAAAGUAGGAAUGAAGCCGGCAAAAGACGACAGCAUACUUCCUUCCUCGGUAUAUGUAACAGGAACUCGUUCAUGA